Molecule: messenger RNA, 1169 nt
Organism: Mangifera indica (mango)
Lineage: Eukaryota; Viridiplantae; Streptophyta; Magnoliopsida; Sapindales; Anacardiaceae
Product: homeobox-leucine zipper protein HAT22-like
Exons: 3
Coding region: 188-985 (265 amino acids)
Biological process (GO): regulation of DNA-templated transcription
Molecular function (GO): sequence-specific DNA binding; DNA-binding transcription factor activity, RNA polymerase II-specific
Source: RefSeq, a predicted model, not a curated record
ACUCCAUAAACAAGAUUUUUCACUAAUUAAUUUCAUUUGAUCAAUAAUCAGUCCCUAUAGCCGCCCCCCUUCCGUUCUCAAUUCUAGAGGACAUCUUUCCUCUCUCCUCUCUCCUCUAUCCCCUCUUAUUUCUCGCUUUUUGGCUUGCACCCAUACAAUUUUCACUAUCUGGGUUCCUCUUAACGCGAUGGGGUUUGAAGAUAUUUGCAACACAGGCCUUGGUCUAGGUAUUUACAGGCUGCCACAAACCCAUCAGCAGCAGAAGAAGAAACUGUUCUUGAAAUAUGAUCAUUUGUUACCAUCUCUUUCGUUAGGCCCAUCACAAGAUUUAUUGAAUUCGGCUACAAAGAAUGAUGGUGCGGGUAAAGUAUGGGAAUCUACAGAUGUGCACCAACAGACCUCAUCUCUAAGUGCAUUGUCGUCAAUUUCCAACUCCAGCGUCAAGAAAGAGAGAGAAUUUGCAGAGGAAGAGGACUUAGAGAGAAUUUCUAAUUCAAGGGUUAGCGAUGAAGAUGAAGAAGGUAGUCCCAGGAAGAAACUCAGGCUCUCGAAAGCACAGUUUGCCACUUUGGAAGAAACCUUCAAAGAACAUAGCAAUCUCAAUCCUAAGGAAAAGCAAGCUUUAGCAGAAAAGUUGAAUCUAAGGCCACGGCAAGUGGAAGUUUGGUUCCAGAACAGGAGAGCCAGGACCAAGUUGAAACAAACAGAAGUAGAUUGUGAGUUUCUGAAGAAAUGUUGUGAAUCAUUAACAGAAGAGAACAAGAGGUUGCAACAGGAGCUGCAAGAGCUUAAAUCUUUUAAAGUUGUGGCACCCAUUUAUAUGCAAAUGCCUGCAGCCACCCUCACCAUGUGCCCUUCCUGUGAGAAAGUUGGCGGUGGCGGUGGCAGUGGCGGUGACGGCUCUUCCACAAGCCCUUUAAGUUUUGGAUCAAACCGUCGUUUCUACGAUUCCUUAACUAGCAACCCAUCUGCUGCUUCUUGCUGAGCAAACCAAGACGCCAACCAAUAACAUAUUGUUAUAUUAUUAUUCAAGACUCCUUUGUCCAUAUUUGGAAUGGAUUAGUUAAAUUAAUAUGUAGAGACUCUGAAUCUCAUCGAUCCCAUGUACAAAUCCUUGUAAAUUAUUCUUAAAAGAAUUAAGUUUGUGAAUAGAUCGUUCCUUGUUCGUA